Molecule: messenger RNA, 912 nt
Organism: Theileria annulata
Lineage: Eukaryota; Apicomplexa; Aconoidasida; Piroplasmida; Theileriidae
Exons: 1
Coding region: 1-912 (303 amino acids)
Source: RefSeq, a predicted model, not a curated record
AUGGAUAUAAUAUCAAUGAAAGUAUUGAAUAGUAUAAGAUUAAAAGAGAGAGAAAAUGAAUUGUAUCGUAUUAUAAAGAGUAUUUUAAAAUCUGAAGGAUUUAUAGAACGGAUUUAUGGUCCACAACUACCUUCAAUAAAUUCUCUAUAUCCUAAUUAUACCAGAGAUUUAUAUAAUAUUACUGGUGUAGGAUUUGAUACUGCCAAUAGUACUGUAACUAGGGAUACAGAAUGUAUUGAGGAUACUAUAGAUACUACUGAUACUACUGAUACUACAGUAGAUGGAGUGAAUAAUAAAUUAUAUUGGAUAUGUGAAAUUAGAGAAGAAAUAAAUAGACCAAAAACUAAAAUAAUGACCUUAGAUAAGAAAUAUCAUGUAUGGGAUCGUGAAGAAGAUUUAAUGGAUAUUAAAAAUUAUUAUAAAGAAUUUUAUAAAUUUAUUGUCAAACCAUUACAAAAUAUUAAUUCAGAAAAUGAUUUAUUAAAUAAAUAUACUAAAUCAUUACAAUUCAUUAAAUAUUCCAAUACGGUGUCUCCCGUUACGGUGACUGGUCCACCAAACAGUACUAAUAGUAGUGAGGGUACUACUACUAAGGGUACUACUAAUACUACUAAUAAUACUAAUAGUACUACUAAGGGAGUAGAUGUUAAUGGUAUUGGAAUUGAAGAUAAUGUAGUUAAUAUAGAUGAAAAGAAAAUAUAUAAAAAUAAAAUAAGAAUAAUAAAAAUUUAUGAAUUUAAUAAAGAAUUAUUAAAUAAAUUUAAUAUUAAAUUUAAAUCAAACAAAUUUAAUGAAUCGAAUAAGUCAAUGGAAUCAAAUAAUUCAACUAAUUCACUGAAGUCAGUGGAAUCUUUGGAAGAUAUGGAAAUAAAAUUACCAAAUGAAAUUUAUAAAAAUUUAUUUGGUAAUUAA